CGCCAGUGGGUGGCGGUAAUGUGUAACAUUGCGCGCUACAGCAGACAAUAUGCAAGAGAAGAAGAAAUUCAGGAGGGCCGUUUGAAAAGAUUCACAGCGCAUGAGAGACUGCGCGUAAUGUUUGUAUCGCUGUAAAACUGUACAAUUGAGGAUGUUUUAGUAUAUCAAGAAAUGCGACAUUUUUAAUCCUUCUGCGACCUCGAGUUCAGAUAAUGGCUGGAGAACUUUCGGGUGUUUUGAGGGGCCAAUCCUUCUAUCUGCAUGACGUGAAGAGACAUCAGUCUGUCACACUAACUGACAUCAUCAGCCGUCUGGGAGGGAAAGUGGACAGUUUUCUCACCAAGGAUGUGAAUGUAGUUGUGACAGGCAUUAAAGCACCUCAUAGUGAUUUGAAGGUGGAUGGUUCCUGUACUGCAGGGGGGAAACAAAGUGGAACCCCCAAACCUCUGGUUUGUGGCAGUCGUGGAAAAGCGUUACUGGAAAAAGCAAUCCACAGCAAUGAGAAGUAUCAGAGCAGUGUGCUGGCUAAUGCUCGUUCAUGGGGAGUCAAGGUCUACAAUGUUGAAGAAUUUGUAAAGUUCAUCAAUCAUCUAAAUCAGAAAAUGAGGACAGCUAAGAAAAAAAGAAGCAAACUAACAGCUCCUCAUGUAAAAGCUGGAGUCUUGAGAGGUCCUUAUCUGAAAGUGGAGGACUACAGUCGGAAAUUCAGACCAUACUAUGCACAAACUCUGAGUUUCCCAGUGAUAAGUUUCUCAGGAAAAUUUAGUCCUUUUGAGCCCCUCAUUCCUCGGCAGUCUGGUAAAAGCAAGGAUUUGGAUUCCAGCAAGGACAAUUUCAGGAAGAAAGAACAAGCGACUAGCAGCUGCCAUAAUUUGCAAGCACCACGUACUGCAAGUGCCACACGCAGAGGCCUAACUAAGAAAAGUUCAGGCUAUUGUGAGUGCUGCAACAUCGUCUACAAAGACCAGUAUGAGCACUUGGAGUCUGAAAUGCAUCGUUCUUUCAUUCAAAAUGACAGUAACUAUGCUGUAGUAGACCAACUAACAGCUGCCAUGGUUGCUAGCUUUGUUUGUAAACCAAAUCUAGAAGUGGAUCCAACGCUGAUCAAGUCAUCAACAGGAUUCUCUCAAUUACAAUUGAGUAACUUGACUCCAAUGGUGGAGAGUUCUGUCAGCGAGAAUGAAAAAUCUCUUCAGACUACACUUGUUCAAGAAUGUGAUAGUCUACCGGCAAAUGCUGACAACAGAGGACACCCCUUUCCUAAACCUAUCCAGAAUAUGCCUGGUCAACAACAUACAACCUUGCAUCAUACAAUGCAAAACAACUCUCCUGAUCCUCUUGAAAAUGUCAAAUUAGGCCUUUACAUCAGCUGUACCUCAAAGGUUCAGGACUUUCAAUCUGGUGUUUUCUGCAUGGAUAUAGUCCCACAUCACAGUCCUCCAAAAUCCCAGUCAAUAGAGAAGAAACCCAAAAGACUAUCUUCUGUCACACCCUCAGAAGCUCCAUCUAAAAUGCUCACUCUAAGCUCUUCUGUAGACAACAAAAUCCCACGCACCAUCACUGGUGGUAAAAAUCUUCCUGAAACUCAGGAACGAUGUGAAGGUGGUCAAGUUCUACAUGUAUUGCAUAUGCAAAGUGGUCUUAUAGGUGGUGUUCCUAACACAUUCAACUCUCAAAAUCAAAAACAUGAUUGGGAUCAAGGUUUAAAAAUAUUCUCAAACACAACUAAGAUGCUGCUCCAGCAAGGUGAAGAUGGUAAUUCUGAAAGUUGUGGCCAGUAUGCGUUGGACCAUAGAAAGCUGCCUUCAACAAAACAAUCACUGAAAUCAGCCAAACAUAUUGUUGGGACUCCAGAGUUUGGAAUCUCUUACUUUUCAUUACCAAAUUUUUUACCAUUCCCUCACUUGUCAGAUUACUCAUUUUCUAUGGUUAACUUGAAAAAGCGCUGCAGGUCCUUCACUCAUUCUCCAAAACUUGCCAAGAGAAGAAAGAUUAGUCAAAAUGAAAAGCCAAACCCAAUUCAGCCGGUUUGCAGUGCUCCCUGGAUAAGACAGUACUCAUCUGUACUUUCCACCAUGUCAUGUUUACCAGUCUCCAAGGUGGGUUUUACAACAGAGAUGAAUAGUCAAACUGGGGGUAGCAUGUUAGCAGCCCAUAAGUCAUCACUGAAUGAAUCAUCUCUUGUGAAUCAGAUCCCAACGAGGCCUCCCCUAAAAUAUUUUACUCCCAGUACCCACUGUUUGCCUCAUCAAGUUGACCAACAGGACAAUGCUGCAAAGAAACCCUGUGUUAAGCAGUCACAUGAAUUGUCUCCAAUCAAAGAUCCAGUGGAAUCCCGAAUAACCACUUACUCAUCUGAUUUGGAACCUCCUCAGUUGGUUCCUUUUUUCCAUGAAGACCAUCAAAUCCAGCGCCAUCUGUUUCAUGAUCCUCCAGAACUCUUACCCUUUUUUAUCCAGACACCUGAAGAUACUUCCCAUACAUCAGUAAGUAAAGCCACAAACAGCUCGUUCCUGUCACACUCCGGAGCCUCUGUUUGCAUUGAAUCAGCUCUCCUCCCUAACCUCACAUGGUCCACAGCCUCCUCUGAGUCGGACUGGGAUUCUGGCCUCUUGUCGUGGUUUACGGCUGGAGUUCCUCUUCAGGCUAAAGGGGGACAUGAUGACCUGGGUCUGUUAUUACAAAAGCCACAUACUGGCAUGCAGGAUGGGAGCUAUACAUCACGAUUGUGCUCCAUACUGCAACCCUCUUGAUUCACAUUAUAAGGAUUGAAGUUCCGUUAAUCCGACAACUGCGACUGUUAAUGAAUUAAAUCCUAAAGCAGUUCUUUAUUCUCCUUUUUCAAUAGCAAUCAUUUUUUCAUUUCUACAGUUCGAUUAAGAUGACUACCACCAAAACGUGUGAAAUAAUACUUGAAUUAAUUGUGUUUUUUUUUUUGUUUGGUUUUUGUUUUUCAUAAAGAAGAUUUUAUUAUAGGAUUGUGCCUAACUCUGCAGCUAAUGUAUAAAUAAUUUCCACUUUUUUUUUCCCACACAUAUUAUAUUCGAUGAAGACUGCUCAAACUUUUUUUUUUUUUUUUUGGAUAAUGAAACCAUUUUACAUCAGUAUUGAAUUAUACUCUCCAUUCCACAGUGUUUGCAAUAUCUCACCAAAAACAAGAAAACAAUAAGUCUUAAUUACCAGCUGGCAAGGUUUUUUUUUUUUUUUCCCUUUUUCUUCGAGUGACCUCUAUGACUUCUCUUAUGGCUCUCUCUUGCCCUGAGUAUUGGCCAUGACUUUUCAGCAGGAAUAUCCGGGAACAUGGGCUGGUAUUGAGAAUUUAAUGAGGCUUUGCUGGAGGGGCAUUAUCCAAUUAGUUUAAGUGCUGUGUCUGGCAUCUCUCCAGUUUAGAGGCAGUGUCGAUUGUAGAACAAUGCCAUGGUGGUUUUUGGAGAACAUGCAGGAUAGGAUACACUGUGAAGGCAAAAAUGUCCUAUGAAGGUCUUUAAGGUACUUUGAGGUCAUUUUUAAAAGACUUUUCUCAUUUCCUGUAAAUGUGGAUUAGUGGAUGUGGUGGCAUGACUGGAACAGUUCAGUUAAUG
Molecule: messenger RNA, 3581 nt
Organism: Cyprinus carpio (common carp)
Lineage: Eukaryota; Metazoa; Chordata; Actinopteri; Cypriniformes; Cyprinidae
Product: DBF4B-CDC7 kinase regulatory subunit
Biological process (GO): positive regulation of nuclear cell cycle DNA replication; regulation of cell cycle phase transition
Cellular component (GO): Dbf4-dependent protein kinase complex; nucleus
Molecular function (GO): nucleic acid binding; protein serine/threonine kinase activator activity; zinc ion binding
Source: RefSeq, a predicted model, not a curated record